AUGUUGAGCCUCGACCUGGCAGUGGAGCUCGUCUUCUCGACCUGUCUCGGGGUCGUCUCCUUCAGCGCCACUUGUCAGCUGCCCGGCCGAAAUGCCAACAAGCCACUUGUUCAACGCAAGCCCCACCUCAGACACGGACUCAUAUGCACGGCCCGCAUCCCUUCCUUCGGUCGGACACCCGAAGAAGUUGAUGGCAUGUUCCAGAGCCGUCAAGAGAGCCGUCUUGAUAAAUGA
Protopolystoma xenopodis is the source of this 234-nucleotide messenger RNA. NCBI's taxonomy places the organism in Eukaryota, Metazoa, Platyhelminthes, Monogenea, Polystomatidea, Polystomatidae. The record is from the annotation of a GenBank genome assembly.